Silurus meridionalis is the source of this 2095-nucleotide messenger RNA. RefSeq names its product serine/threonine kinase 17b (apoptosis-inducing) (gene stk17b). Bases 405 to 1463 code for a protein of 352 amino acids. Gene Ontology annotation, biological process: protein phosphorylation; intracellular signal transduction; positive regulation of apoptotic process. The record is from RefSeq and is a predicted model, not a curated record. Lineage: Eukaryota; Metazoa; Chordata; Actinopteri; Siluriformes; Siluridae. The transcript has 8 exons. Gene Ontology annotation, cellular component: nucleus. Gene Ontology annotation, molecular function: ATP binding; protein serine/threonine kinase activity.
CAAACCCGGAAGUGGGAAUGUGUCAUGGUGCCAACGGGCUGCACUUUUCAAAUCGGUGAAGACAGGAAGCUCAUGAUCAUCAGGAUUUUUUUUUGCAGAGCCAAGAAAACCGGAUUAUAUAAAGGAAAAUAUGAAAAUGACACCAUAAACAAGUUUCUAAGGUGUGAAAAAUAGAGGUUUGGCCCAACAGAGCUUGGAGGUUUAUCGGAAAGGGAACUAACUGGAACCAGAAUUGGUGCCAUUUUUCAACGUUCCUGAAAUUGUUAUAAGAGAAAAAACAACAUUUUAUUGAAUCCUUCAGACCCGAGGAGAUGCACCAUGUCGUGGAGACGAUCUUGAACGAGAUCCUGUUUCCGGACCCGAGAUAGUUCCCACUUCCCACUUUACAUUCCUGAACUCGGCUCAUGGCCCGGAGGCGGGUGGAGGGUCGCGGUGGGCUCCUGGCGGAUAUCCAGACCCCAAUACUGACCGAGCCGCUUGACUCACUUUUCCACAUCACCGGAGAGAUCGGCAGGGGGAAGUUUGCAGUGGUAAAGAAAUGCGUGGAGAAGGCGACGGGUAAAGAGUUCGCUGCGAAGUUCGUGCGGAAGCGUCGCCGAGGUCGUGACUGCAGGGCUGAUGUGCUCCACGAGCUGGCGGUGCUGGAGGUAGCCAGGUGCAACCCUCGCAUCGUCGACUUGCAUGCCGCCUACGAGAACGAGCACGACAUCGUCCUGCUGCUCGAAUAUGCGGCAGGUGGUGAGAUCUUUGACCACUGCGUGUCUGACGAGCUGCUGUCCGAAGGCCAGAUCGUUCGUUUGAUCCGACAGAUUCUUGAAGGCGUCAAUUUGCUCCACCAGACCAACGUGGUCCACCUUGACCUAAAGCCUCAAAACAUUCUUCUGACCAGUCUGAAUCCUCUGGGGGACAUUAAGAUCGUAGACUUCGGGCUGGCGAGGCGUCUCGGCUCUGUCGGAGAACUGCGAGAGAUCGUGGGGACGCCAGAGUAUGUAGCUCCAGAAAUCCUGAACUAUGAGCCCAUCACUACCGCCACAGAUCUCUGGAGCGUCGGCGUGAUCACGUACAUGCUGAUCACAGGGGAGUCACCGUUCGCCGGCGAGGACAAGCAGCAGACAUUCCUGAACGUCUCGCAGGUGAACGUGGACUACGGCAAGGAGGCCUUCUCUCGCAUGUCCGAGCUCGCUGUGCAUUUCAUCCGGGAACUGCUGGUCAAAGCGCCAGAGGACCGUCCGAGUGCCGCCGACUGUCUGAGACACCCCUGGUUGUGGCAGCAGUGCCUAAGCCCCGAACUCCCUCCUCUUCCGCCCGUAAGCCAGCGUGUCCCCAGAGAACGCAGCGGUGGUGCCAAGUGGUCUUCGGCUCCCGGGGACCUCGAGGACAAAGAAAACAUUUUGGAUUCGCCACAGUCCAAGAGGUUCCGCUUCGAGGAUGACGCUCAGGCGCCGCGAGACAUCAACAUCUAAACCUGUCGUUUUUGUUUUGUUUUUUUUUCCCCCCUGUUUGAUCAGGGCGAGAUUUUCUCUACCGGUCCUCUUAAACCACCUCUGGGACCAAACACAAAAAAAACACCAAAGAUGAUUAUCUGAACUUCUUGCACCAGGUUUCCUGCCACUGAAUCGCACUCCUUCUACAGCUCAUUCUCUCGUCCGUGUAAUUUUAUUGUCAGUGUACAUUUUUAAUUUGAUCUAUUGUGUUUUUUUUUGUUUUUUUUCCUUUGUGUAAUAUUUAUUUGAGGUCCAAUUCGGUGCGUUGUUUUAAAACAGGCUGUGCGAAACCUGCGACGUUUUAAUAGAAAUGGUGUUGGGUUUCUUUUUGUGGUGAUUUUUCCACUUAUCGCGAUCACUUCUCGGUGCUUUGAAUCAAUAUGCUGGACUGCGGGGGAAACACAAGAUCGCGUGUAUUAUUAAUUAAAAGAUAUAUAAAUAAAAAAAGGGCAUUGGGCUGAGGUGCUCGUCGUAUUCGUUGUAGUAAACCACAAAUGAACUCGUUAUAAUAGUAGCGUUCGUGCUGUUUGUUUGCCGUAUUUGGGCAAAUUUUGCAAAAUGCACUUCCCCUUAGUCACAGAUUUGCCUGAUAUAAAGUACUUAACCCUUGA